UUAUAUAUAAGCAGAGAAGAAAAAACACCCAUCAAUAUUCUAGAGAAUUUGUGAAAUGAACAUGAAUUUGCCUAAUAAUCUCAGGGGUUUAAAUAUGAUAGAAGAAUAUGCUUUUUCCUUCCUUGUUUCAAAGACAUUAUUUACUGCCUCUGAGCUGGGGGUGUUUGAUGUGCUGUCCAAGUCUGAGGAUCCUCUGUCGGCAGCAACUCUUGCUGAGCGUUUAGGCACAAGCCCCACAGGAACGGAGAGAUUACUCAAUGCUUGUGUUGGAUUAAAACUUCUUGAAAGGAAUAUGCUGAAUGGUGAAGUUGUCUAUAAAAGUACUGAACCCUCCAAUGUAUACCUUGCAAAGAACAGUCCAAAAUCCAUAUAUCUGUCAUUGCAAUAUUUUUCUAAAGAGGUUUACAAUAUGAGCAACUACUUAGAGGAUGCAGUCAGGGAAGGAACAUGGCAGAAAGGGAAAGCAUUUGGAAUGUCAUCAACUGAAGUGUAUGAUGUUUUAUACAGAUCAGAAGAGCAAUUGUUAGCAUUCAUGGGGCAUAUGGACGGUUUAUCUAUUCUCAGAGGCAAAGAAGAGCUGAUUUCUGCAUUUGAUCUUUCAUCAUUUCAUACCAUUUGUGAUCUAGGAGGCUGCUCUGGGACUAUUGCAAAAGUGUGUGCUGCUAAAUAUCCAGAAUCUUCAGUUUUUGUCUAUGAUCUACCUAAAGUAGUGAAUGUUGCUAAGAAGUAUAACGCAGCAGAGGAACAUCAGAUUACAUUCCAGGAAGGAAACUUCUUUCAGGAUCCUCUUCCAGAAGCUGACCUGUACAUUCUUUCACUUAUAACCCAUGGCUGGGCUGAGGAUAAAUGUUUACAUUUGCUAAGAAAAAUUUAUAAUGCCUGCAAACCAGGUGGUGGAAUACUUAUGGCUGAAGCUAUCAUAAAUGAAGACAUGAGUGGACCUGUUACAUCCCAGAUGCUGGACCUCAUAAUGAUGAUGUGCAGUGAUGGCAGAGAGAGAACUGCUAAAGAAUACAAAAAAAUUCUGAUUGCAGCUGGAUUUAAAGAUAUCAGAUUUAGUAUCAAUGGAAAGCUAAGUGAAACCAUUCUUGCAAUAAAAUAAAAUAUGGUUAUUCAUACCCACUUCUGACAGAAAAGCUAUGAUUACCUUUAACAUAAUCUGUAAUUGUUUAUUGUGUUAUGUAAAUCAGGGAACACCCAGACUUUUUAAAAUGGAGGCCAAGUCAUAAAAGCAUUAUACAAAGGAAAUAUGUAAUACACACACUAAAUUACCUAAUGAUAUAUAUAUACUGUAUAACAAAUUAUCGAUAUUAUCUGUUUGGUGUGUUGAGGAUUACAGGAUGGCUGGCUGUUGUUGGGGGUCCGUAGUUUGGAUAAUGUGAUAUAAAAAAAUAUCUGUAUAAGGUGACCAAUUAAUGUUAUGUGGUCUUCAAUUAAAAUUAAACCCAAAUGUUAUUUUAAACUAUAAUGCAACUGUUUUAUGCCUGUUUUUUUGUUAAUAAAGAUCAGAUGUAAUAGAAAUUCAUUUAAAUCGUUUUUUUAAAAAAAAAGCAAAAUAAUAUGUCCUCAAUUGUUAUAGCACUUAUAUACAAAGCAACAUUUCAAGAAUUUGCCAUUUGUGGAAGCUUAUACAAUCUUAUAUAUUACUGUAUCAGCCUGCUGGUCCACUAUCAUUUCACAUGCAACAAAAAAUAAUUUGUUCUGUGGAGAAAAUACAAUAAAAAUCAAAUCAUUUAA
This is a messenger RNA of Bombina bombina (fire-bellied toad), 1737 nucleotides long. RefSeq names its product acetylserotonin O-methyltransferase-like. Gene Ontology annotation, molecular function: O-methyltransferase activity. The record is from RefSeq and is a predicted model, not a curated record. The coding region runs from base 56 to 1102 and encodes 348 amino acids. Lineage: Eukaryota; Metazoa; Chordata; Amphibia; Anura; Bombinatoridae. The transcript has 8 exons.